Messenger RNA from Panicum hallii, 2520 nucleotides. Its product is annotated as receptor-like protein 2. The record is from RefSeq and is a predicted model, not a curated record. Lineage: Eukaryota; Viridiplantae; Streptophyta; Magnoliopsida; Poales; Poaceae. Bases 166 to 2304 code for a protein of 712 amino acids. Gene Ontology annotation, molecular function: protein binding. The transcript has 2 exons.
AACAAGUCCUGCAUCGUUUGACAGCAAGGCCGGUCAAGUCUCAACAGCGACAGAUUGACCUUAGAAUGACAGCACAGGUCGUGAACUAGACGAGUUUUGAAGUGGCUUGCCAUCUCUUGCACGUUAAAUACUUGAUUACUUAAAGGGAAAACGUCUUCAAAUAAAAUGCAUAUUGGGAAUUCAUUGCUCCAAACCAUACCCCGCAAGAACACUCCUGAUAGUGUCACAAGAGAACUCAUGAAGACAUUACCUCAUUCUUCAUGCAACAGCAAAACCAGUAAGUUAGCCAUACCAGUGCUUGGAUUUUCCCUAGUGUUAAUUCUCUCAUUGGCUUCUCCUACCACCUCAUGCACCGAGAAGGAGAAGAACUCCUUGCUCCAGUUCGUCGCUGAGCUCUCCAACCAUGGUGGCCUCACUACUUCGUGGAAGCAUGACACAGAUUGUUGCAAAUGGGAAGGGGUAGCCUGCAGUUCAAACCGGACGGUGACUGAUGUUUCCCUGGCUUCCGGAGGUCUUCAGGGGCACAUCUCACCGUCCCUCGGCAACCUCACCGGCCUUCUGCGCUUGAACUUGUCCAACAACAUGCUAUCUGGAGGCCUACCGACAGAGCUGGUGUACUCCAACAGCAUCAUUGUCCUCGAUGUCAGCUUCAACCAACUCAAAGGAGAUUUUCAGGAACUGCAAUCUUCAACCCUGAAACCUCUGCAGGUGCUGAACAUCUCAAGCAACUUCUUUACAGGACAGUUUCCAUCCACCACAUGGAAAGUGAUGAAGAGUCUGGUUGCACUCAAUGCUAGCAACAACAGCUUCACUGGGGAGAUACCAACCAUGUUCUGUUUCAGUGCACCAUCCUUUGCUUUGCUUCAUCUCAGCUACAACCAAUUCAGUGGAGGCAUCCCUCCAGGACUGGGUAAUUGCUCCAUGCUGACAUCUCUCAGUGCUGGGAGCAACAAUCUCAGUGGGGCUCUUCCUGAUGAACUCUUCAACCUCACCUUGUUGGAGCACCUCUCUUUAUCUAACAAUCAGUUAGAAGGAUCACUCAGUGGCAUCAGCAAGCUCAAAAAUCUGGUCACCCUUGAUCUUGGAGGGAACAGUCUCAGUGGAAAUGUCCCGGACUCCAUAUGUGAACUAAAGAGAUUAGAGGAGCUCCAUUUGGACCACAAUAACAUGUAUGGGGAGCUCCCAUCCACUCUAAGCAACUGCACAAAUCUCAUGAUCAUAGACCUCAAAAGUAACAGUUUCUGCGGAGAACUCAGCAAUGUCAAUUUCUCCAACUUACCCAAUUUAAAAAUAUUGGAUCUUUUGCGGAACAACUUUAAUGGCACAAUCCCAGAGAGCAUCUGUUCAUGCAGCAAUCUAACAGCAUUACGACUAUCUUCAAAUAAGUUUCAUGGCCAGUUGUCAGAAAGAAUCGGCAAUCUGAAGUCCCUCACAUUUCUAUCGCUUGUUAACAACUCCAUUUCAAAUAUCACAGGUGCACUUCAGAUCCUAGGGAGUUGCAGGAAUCUGACCACCUUAUUUAUUGGGCACAACUUCUUUGAUGAGGCCAUGCCAGAGGAUGAUACAAUUGAUGGUUUUGAGAAUCUUCAGGUUCUUGCUUUGAAUCAUUGUUCAUUAUUUGGAAAAAUACCUUUUUGGUUCUCAAAGCUCAAAAAUUUGGAAGUGUUACUUUUGUAUGGAAAUCAACUAACUGGACCAGUACCAGACUGGAUCAACAGCCUAAACUUCCUAUUCCAUAUAAACCUAUCAAACAACAGUCUUGUAGGGGAAAUUCCAACAGCCUUAGUGGACAUGCCAAUGCUAAAAGCAGAUAAGGUUUCAUCAAAGGCCUUUGAGCUUCCUGUUUAUAAGAGUCAAUCACGACAAUUCCGUAUGCCUAUUUCUUUCUCUACAACAUUGAAUUUGGGCAUGAACAACUUUGGUGGUGUGAUCCCCGAAGAGAUUGGUCAGUUGAAAGCGCUCCUUUCACUAUAUUUGGGCUACAACAAAUUAACUGGACCAAUCCCACAAUCGAUCUGCAACCUCACAAACCUUGAGGUGCUGGACUUGUCUAGCAACCAUCUAACAGAAGGGCCUAUCCCAACCACCGGACAGCUGAGCACAUUUCCAAGUUCUAGCUUUGAUGGGAAUCCAAAGUUGUAUGGUCCUAUGCUUGCUCACCACUGUGAUUCACCAGAAGCAAUUUUCUCUACAAAACAAAAUGGCAACAUGAUCGAAAAGGUCAUCUUUGGGAUCGCCUUUGGCGCAUUCUUUGGUGUAGGGGUGUUGUAUGAUCAGAUAGUAUUAUCAAAGUUUUUUGGCUAGUGCUACUUCAGUUUGCAUACCGGUUUGUGGUGAUUUUGCUUAUUCAGGUUUAGCAGAAGCUUCAGUCUACAAGCCUCCACUAGUGGAACCACCGAACCAUACUUAACUCGUAUUUAGAUUUACCAAAAGGUAAACUGGAAGUGAUUCUAAGGUGAUAACUGAAUUGUGAUCCCUUGGCUGGACAUGUAUUAAAGUGAGUAACCAUGUGCCAUGUGA